Alexandromys fortis (reed vole) is the source of this 2624-nucleotide messenger RNA. Its product is annotated as leukocyte immunoglobulin-like receptor subfamily B member 2. The coding region runs from base 1 to 729 and encodes 242 amino acids. Lineage: Eukaryota; Metazoa; Chordata; Mammalia; Rodentia; Cricetidae. The record is from RefSeq and is a predicted model, not a curated record. Gene Ontology annotation, cellular component: plasma membrane. The transcript is spliced from 6 exons.
AUGUCACAAAGACCAGCUAAUAGAAUCUUUUUACUUCCAGGCAUUUACAAUAAGAAGCCAUUCCUUUCUGCUGAUGCAGGACCUCAGGAAAUCUCAGAAAGAAAUGUGACUCUCCUCUGUGACACACAGUCUUCUUUUGACAUCUUCAUCCUCUGUAGAGGUGGAAAUGCCUCCUUUCCCCAGAGCUGCUCACGUCAGGACCACAACACAUUUCUUAUCUCCCCUGUGAGGCCAGGGCACAGGAGGACCUACAGAUGCUUUGGCUCUCAAAAACACAGUUCCUACUUGUGGUCACUGCCUAGUGAUCCACUUGAGUUUUCAAUUCCACGUCCACCCAGCCACAUUGUGCUCUGGGCCUCAGUUGCUGCUGCCUGCUUCCUCCUCUUCCUCCUCCUCUUCAUCUGCCUCUGCUGGCUUUGUGCCAAACACAGGGCCACUAAUGGUGAGACCAGGAGGCAAGUGAAAUAUAAGAGGGCCAGCCCAGCCAUGGACAUGGAGGAAAAACAUAAAUACGGUGACUUGGAGGGCAUUCCGCCUGAGGACUGUAGGAAGGUGGACACACAGGCGUCUGCAGCAGAAGACACACAGGAGGUGACUUAUGCCCAUCUAUGCCAAGAGGUCUUGACAGAGAACAUGGAUCCACUUCCCUCCAGUACCACUCAGGACACAUCUACGCAGACCUGUGUGUAUGCCAGCCUCAUGUUAUCCCAACAGGAGAGUCAGAGCUAGGUGUGCAGGUGUUUCUUUAGCAGAGGGUGGAUCCAUGAAUGAUGCUGCUCAUGUUUUUCAACUCAAGCCGUUAGCACAGAGUACCAACGAACUCAAGCAUGGAGAAGCUUAAUUGUGAAGGAACUCUGGAGCUCGUAAACAGUGCUCAGCAAACUUCUGAUUCCUUGUGAUUUGCUCACUCACUGGUGUACCUGUUCACUUAGUAAGACAUGGUUUCCAUCAUCUAAUGAAAGAGGCAAGCUGUAUAGUCUGGACCCCUGGUGUUUAGUGUCGCAGAACACCUCAACAGUGAGAUCCUUAAUCUUGGCUGUCAAGUUGAUAGGUUUUAGAAUCACCUGGGAUACAUACCUUGUAAGUGUGUCUUUUAGAACUGUCCCAGAGAUGUUUACCUGAAGUGGAAAGACAUAUUCAGAAUAUAGGUGAUACUGCUUUAAGGGCCAGGUCUUAGAUUGAAUAGAAAGGAGAACCUAAGUGCAACAUCACCACUCACUGACUGAUCUCUCUCUGCUCCCUGACUAUGGAGGCAGAAUUAUCAGCUGUGUCAUGCUGCUGCCUCUAUACCUAGAGGGACUUUCAUUCACUGUGUCCUCACAUCCAUGAUGGAUUACACCUUCAAACUAAGUCAAAAUAAAUCUUUGGUAAUGAUUGCUCUCAAUUGUCAGUUUGAGGAGACAGAGCUUCCUGGGAGACAGACCUCUUCACAUGCAUGUGAGUGAUUAUUUUGAUUAGGUUAACUGACGGUGGAUAACCUGUCACUGCAUUUUCUGGGUUGGGAUUCUGGACUACAUAAAAAAAGGAAAUAGUAAUUUGAACACAAGUAUUUAUCACUUUCUUCUUUUUGAUUGUAGAUGCAAUAUGUUAGGUACCUCAGGUUCCUGCUGACAUGACUUCUUCACCAAAAUGUAACCUUGGACUCUCCCCCAAGUUGCUUUUUGUCAAUGUGUUUUUAUCACCAAAACAGAAAAAGUAACUAGGACACCCUCUCUUCUUCAACUCCAUUUUAUCACAGCCACCAGAAAAGUAACUAAUAGAGGAGGUGAGGAGGAGGCAGUCACCCGCUAGAGCAUUUUCAAUGAAAUUUUUGGUUUCCAGGUGGGUAAAGGCACUCAGGUUUACUUAAGGAGACCUCCAGGCACCAGGGAGAAGGAAAGAUUAAAGAGAACUCUUGCCAUCACUUGGCACAGUGAAUAAUACUGAAGCAAGCAUGGGAGUUCAAGAAUCUUUAUGAGGUGGUGAUAUUAUUUUACUUGUGCACACAGAAGAGAUGAUUUGUGUAACACAGUAGACAGGUCUUUUCAAAUUUAUUUCAGAACCCCUGUACUGCUUUCCCCAAAGGCUGCACCAAUCUAAAUUCCCUUCAACAGUGUACAAAGAUUUCCUAUUCUUCACACCCUUGUCAGCCAUUUGUCACCUCUUCUCUUUGGUGAUAGACAUCCUAAUACGUGUGAGGUGAUAUCUCAUGGUGACUUUGGUUAGUAUUUAUAAGAUGGUUGGUACCAAACACCGUUCUGUAUACUUGCUGGGAAUUUUACAUCUUCUUGAAGACAAAUAAAAUCAAGAUUUUUGUCCAUUUUAUUUUUUAUUACUAAGCUUUUAGUUAGCAUAUAAAACAAUCUGCUUUAUUAUGACAUUUUCACAUAUAUACCAUUGUACUUUGUUCAUACUUCCUCACCAUUAUCCUCUUGUGUUUCCAUGUCUACAACUGGUCCACUCUCUCACCGCAGUAACGAUAGAGUGCACUCACUACUUAUGGUUAUUAUGUACAGCACAAGAAGGGGCUAACUAAUUCCAGUGGGAGAUCUCUAUAAGGGAGAAAUACUAGUCAUCAUGGAAGAGGAAGCUGUGGCUGCUAGCUUUUGCCCACGCUGCUGGUCAAAUAAUUUAUAAACAGUCUU